Molecule: messenger RNA, 357 nt
Organism: Pelobates cultripes (western spadefoot toad)
Lineage: Eukaryota; Metazoa; Chordata; Amphibia; Anura; Pelobatidae
Source: the annotation of a GenBank genome assembly
AUGCUGCGCCUCCACUAUUUCCACACAAAAGAGAUCCUUAAACGGAGCAGAACCCAAUCUGGCUGGAUGGAGAAAUACCAGGACGUUGCGGUUUAUGCCGACCUAUUGACAUUCACGCUCAAAAGGAGAGCAUUCCAUGCCAUCAUGGAGCAACUCAAAUCCCACAGAGUCGUCUACCACUGGGGAUACUUCUUGAAACUGUUGGUGCAUUGGGAGGGUAAGACCAUGGUAUGGUUUACCCCCGAAGACUUGGCUAAGAAGCUGCGCGACUGGGGAGCGGAGCCGAUGGAACAACCAAGGCCUGCUGGAGCACCCAGGCGCUUUUCCCCCUACUGGAAGUGGGCGAGACGGAGAUAG